CAUAUUGCAGUUGUGGUGGAACCCGAAUAAAGAUAAGCUGUCCUGUCCAUUAUCCUUUCCCUCUGCCAUUUCUGACCAAUAUGGUUAAGCUUGUGCUGCUCAUCCGAGGAGCUGCGCUACUGCUUUGUCUAUUGAUCUCCCAAACAACAUCCACUCCCCAUGUUCAAGUGAGUGCAUCUGGAGCCUGCAUCAGCAGCGAGCGAGAUGCGCUUCUAUCCUUCAAGGCAAGCCUCCUGGAUCCUGCUGGCCGUCUCUCGUCAUGGCAGGGUGAGGAUUGUUGCCAAUGGAAGGGAGUCCGCUGCAGCAACAGAACGGGCCAUCUCAUCAAGCUCAACCUCCGCAACAUCGACAUGGAAAUGGAAGACUACAUGGACAACAUGGGCUACUACAUGUACAACAUGGACUACUACAUGUACGACAUGGGCUACAUCAACAUGUACGACUACAACUACCCGAACAGGAGCAAACCAUUGAGCUUGUCGGCAGGCGAGAUGAGCUCUUCUUUGGCUACUCUACAACACCUGAGGUAUCUUGAUCUGAGCUGGAAUGACUUCAAUGGCACAAGCAUCCCUGUCUUCUUGUCUUCUCUCAAGAACCUAAGGUAUCUCAACCUCUCGUCAGCACGAUUCAGUGGGAGAAUACCUUCCGAACUUGGCAAUCUCUCAAAGUUGCAAUAUCUUGAUCUCAGUUGGAAUUAUUAUGGGAAUAGGUCUUACAUAGUGGAUCUUGCAUGGUUGCCACGUCUCUCUUUGUUGAGUCAUCUUGACAUGAGCUAUGUGGAUCUUAGCUCUGCAAGGGAUUGGUUUCAGAUGGUUAACAUGCUUCCUUCUCUGAAAGUGCUUCGCUUGUCCGAGUGUGGACUCGAUGGUACUAUAUCUGCUAGUACAUCAAUUUCCAACCUCACACAUCUUGAGGUCCUUGAUGUGUCUGAUAACACCUUGAGAAUACCUUCCCAAUUUGGCAAUCUCUCAAAGUUGCAAUAUCUCGAUGUGAGUUUGAAUUCUUAUCCCAAUGUAGAUCAUGCAUGGUUGUCACGUCUCUCUUCGUUGAGCCAUCUUGACAUGAGUUAUGUGGAUCUUGGUUCUGCGAGGGAUUGGUUUCAGAGUGUUAAUAUGCUUCCUUCUCUUAAAGUUCUUGGCUUGUCCGGUUGUGGACUCAACAGCACCAUGUCUGCUAGUAUAUCACUUUCCAACCUCACACAUCUCGAAGUCCUUGAUAUGUCUGGUAACAACUUCUAUACUUCACUCAAGCAUGCAUGGUUUUGGAAUCUCAAAAGCCUUAAGGAGCUUUACCUCUCCUAUUCCAGCUGGAUAGGGUCUAUUCCUAGUGAUUUGGCAAACAUGACGGCCCUUCAAGUCAUAGAUUUAAGUGGGAAUCAGCUCGUGGGUUUGAUACCAGAAAAACUGGGAAAUUUGUGCAAUUUGACCAGAAUGAGGUUCAGUCGUAACAACAUAGGUUCAAGCAUAGGGGAGUUCAUGAGGCGAUUACCAAAGUGCUCAUGGAAUACAUUGCAGGAAUUUUCGGUGCAGGAUGCAAAUAUGACCGGGAAUCUACCCAGUUGGAUUGGUAACAUGACCAAUCUCAGUGUCCUUCGAGCAUCUCAAAACAUGUUGACUGGCCCUCUACCUGUAGGAGUUGGAACACUGAGUAGUUUGAAAUGGCUGAACCUCAGGAACAAUAACUUCAGUGGUGUGCUCUUGAAAGAACAAUUUUCAAAUUUAGGUAAAUUAGAGCUUUUGGGCCUCAGCCACAAUAACUUCAGCGGUGUGCUAUUGAAAGAACAAUUUGCUGGUUUAGGCAACUUAAAGGUUUUGGAGCUUAGCUACAAUAGCUUCAAUAGUGUGAAAGAACAAUUUGCAAGCUUAGGAAAAUUAGAGCAUUUGGACCUUAGCCACAAUAACUUGAGCGGUGUGCUAUUGAAAGAACAUUUUGCUGGUUUAGGCAACUUAAAGGUUUUGGAUCUCAGCUACAAUAACUUCAACAGUGUGAAAGAACAAUUUGCAAGCUUAGGCAAAUUAGAGAAUUUGAACCUCAGCCACAAUAACUUCAACAGUGUGAAAGAACAUUUUGCAAGUUUCGGAAACUUAAAGCUUUUGGAUCUCAGCUACAACAAAUUCAGUGGUGUGCUCUUCAAUGAAGAUUUUGCAAGUCUAGGUAACAUGGAGCAUUUGGACCUCAGCUAUAAUAACUUCAGUGAUUUUCUCUUGAAAGAACACUCAGAAAGCUCAAGUAAUAUAAAGCAUCUGGAUCUUAGCCAUAAUAAACUAGAUAGUGUGCUCGUGGAGAAGCAUUUUGCAGGCCUAUUGAAUUUAGAGUAUCUGGACUUGUCGUACAAUUCUUUGAGAUUUGCUAUCAACCAAAAAUGGGUUCCAACAUUUAGAUUAAAGGUUGCGAAAUUCCAAUCAUGCAAACUGGGGCCCAUUUUUCCAGAGUGGCUGAAAUGGCAAUCUGAUAUUGAUGUUCUUGUUCUCAGUGAUUCAAAUCUAGAUGAUGUUAUUCCUGAUUGGUUUUGGGUAACAUUUUCCCGAGCUUCAACCUUGCAAGCAUCAGGAAACAAAUUGCGUGGCUCAUUACCGACAAAUCUACAACACAUGUCAGCUGAGUAUAUACAUCUUGGGUCCAAUACGUUGACAGGUCAAGUUCCAAAGUUGCCUAUACAUAUAAGCCGACUGGACCUAUCUUCAAACUCUUUAUCCGGGUCGUUGCCAUCUGAGUUGUAUGCUCCUGCACUCGAAGACUUGAUGCUUGCAAAUAAUCAACUCACAGGCACCAUCCCAUUGUCUAUAUUCCAAUUGACUUUUCUGUAUAGGUUGGACCUAUCAGGAAACCAUUUAGAAGGAGAUAUUAUGCAGUGUUGGAAGGAAUCUGAUGCAAACUCUACAAGUCAAUUUGGUUGGGACUUGUUCAGCUUAGCCCUAAAUAACAACAAUCUGACUGGUCAAUUCCCUAAAUUUCUUGCAAGGUCAUCAAAAUUGAUGUUCCUUGACCUUUCUUACAAUAGGUUAUUUGGAGGAUUGCCAGAAUGGUUGCCAGAAAAAAUCCCACAGUUGAAAAUAUUAAGAGUGAGAUCAAAUAUGUUCAGUGGUCAUAUUCCUCAGAGUUUCACUUCCCUUCGCCAUCUUCACUAUUUGGACAUAGCGCACAACGACAUGUCAGGAAGCAUACCUUGGUCUUUGUCAAACUUGAAGGCAAUGAAGGCAGGGGUUUCACAGGACACAAAGGAUUACUACUAUGAAGAGAGCAUCCCAGUAAUCAUGAAGGACCAAAAGCGUGACUACACCUUCGCGAUCUACAAUCUACUGGUAAUUCUUGAUUUGUCAAGUAAUAGUUUGGCAGGACAAGUUCCAGAGGAGAUAACUCUACUCCUUGGACUUACCAGCCUGAACUUGUCAAAUAAUCAGUUCAUAGGAACGAUCCCAAACCAAGUUGGUGAUUUGAAGCGGUUGGAGUCACUCGACCUAUCCUUCAAUGAGUUUUCUGGUGCAAUACCAUCAAGUUUGUCAGCUUUAACUUAUUUGAGCCACUUGAACUUGUCAUACAACAAUCUGUCCGGUGCAAUACCACCUGGACAACAGCUACAAACUCUUGGCAACCAGAUGUAUAUCUACAUCGGUAACCCUGGUCUUUGUGGAGAUCCGGUUGGCAGGAACUGCUCAACACAUGAUGGAGAGCAAAGUGGCCUCGGAGAUAUAAAUCAUAUGCCAUCCGUUUAUCUUGCCAUGAUUAUGGGAUUUGUGAUGGGUCUGUGGACAGUUUUCUGCACCAUGUUGAUGAAGAGAACAUGGAGGGCUGCCUUCUUCCAGUUUGUUGAUAUGAUGUACGACAUCGUUUAUGUGCAAGUGGCUGUAAGGUGGGCUCACAUGAUGGAGAAAACUCAAGACGGUGCACCAUGAAGUGCCCAACUCGACGACAAGCAAAUUGUUUGUAUCUAAAUAUUAUUUGUAUGUUCGCUCCAUAUCUCUAUUUGUAACUCUAAAGGGGUCUUGGCUGGACGUAUGUAUUGUACUGAUGUACUGGUAUUUGUAUGUUUGUACUAUAAAAAAUGAAGUGUAUAUGU
Triticum aestivum (bread wheat) is the source of this 4057-nucleotide messenger RNA. Its product is annotated as receptor-like protein EIX2. The coding region runs from base 81 to 3893 and encodes 1270 amino acids. The transcript has a single exon. NCBI's taxonomy places the organism in Eukaryota, Viridiplantae, Streptophyta, Magnoliopsida, Poales, Poaceae. The record is from RefSeq and is a predicted model, not a curated record. Gene Ontology annotation, molecular function: protein binding.